Molecule: messenger RNA, 852 nt
Organism: Spea bombifrons (plains spadefoot toad)
Lineage: Eukaryota; Metazoa; Chordata; Amphibia; Anura; Pelobatidae
Gene: GSTZ1
Product: glutathione S-transferase zeta 1
Exons: 9
Coding region: 88-747 (219 amino acids)
Biological process (GO): L-phenylalanine catabolic process; glutathione metabolic process
Cellular component (GO): mitochondrion; cytoplasm
Molecular function (GO): maleylacetoacetate isomerase activity; glutathione transferase activity
Source: RefSeq, a predicted model, not a curated record
GCAGAUGGUGGGCGGCUCUGACGCUGCGUUCUGAUUGGCCGUUAGCGGAUAGGGAUCGGGGUGCAGCGGAUUCUUCUCACCUGAGCAAUGGAGCCGACUGGCAAGCCCCUGUUGUUUGGCUAUUUUCGGAGCUCGUGUUCGUGGCGCGUGCGGAUCGCUCUGGCUCUGAAGGGUAUUGAAUACGACCAACAUCCCAUCAAUCUUAUCAAGGAUGGUGGUAUACAGCACACAGAAGAGUUCCUGCGAGUGAAUCCCAUGCAGCAGGUCCCCGCGCUGCGCAUCGACGGCGUCACCCUGAGUCAGUCGCUUGCAAUCAUCGAGUACCUGGAGGAGACGCGCCCCAAACCGUCGCUCUUCCCCCCGGAUCCCAGGAGCAGAGCGCAGGUCAGGAUGAUCAGCGAUCACAUCGUGUCUGGGAUCCAACCCCUGCAGAAUCUCUAUGUCCUGGAGAAGAUCGGAGACACAAAGCUGGAGUGGGCUCAGCACUUUAUCACGCGUGGGUUCCAAGCGCUGGAGAGGAUGCUGCAGGAGACGGCCGGCCGGUACUGCGUGGGAGAUCAGGUGACGAUGGCGGAUCUGUGUCUGGUACCCCAGGUGGCAAACGCAGAGAGGUUUAAAGUGGAUCUGGAUCCGUAUCCGACGAUCGGCCGCAUAAACCAGUCGCUGCUCCAGCUGGAGGCGUUCCAGGUCAGCCACCCCGCGUGCCAACCCGAUACCCCCCCGGAACUCCGAGCCAAGACCCCCUAAUCCGAUUACAACUGAACUACUGUGUCAGGGGUACCCGCCCCUCCCCCUAAUAAAUGCCCCGGGACGGGCGUCUGAACACCGCGAGUUAAUAAAAGCCAAAAACGC